Molecule: messenger RNA, 1465 nt
Organism: Homalodisca vitripennis (glassy-winged sharpshooter)
Lineage: Eukaryota; Metazoa; Arthropoda; Insecta; Hemiptera; Cicadellidae
Product: metallophosphoesterase 1 homolog
Exons: 7
Coding region: 482-1378 (298 amino acids)
Biological process (GO): GPI anchor biosynthetic process
Cellular component (GO): endoplasmic reticulum
Molecular function (GO): hydrolase activity
Source: RefSeq, a predicted model, not a curated record
AUCUUUUUGAUCACUUUUAACACGGGCAAGUUAGACUUCUUAAAAAAAUACGAUAUGAGUUUCUACAUCUCACAUUCGAAUAAAAAUAUCGCGAAUUGGUUCUGAUGUUACUCUCAAAAAAAAUUUUUUAGAGUUUUAGUUUUUUCAAAUGCUUCAUUGUUGUGGUAAUAAUUUUUACUUACCUGACUAUAACUCAAUUUUAAUCCAGAAAUUUGAAGUUUUAUUUUUAUUACUGAACGUGAGAAACUUGCCUGUAAUUCUUGCUGUCUUACCACACAUGUUUGGCGGAAUACGAGUGGUGUAUGAGAACGUACUGUGGUGAAGCACAUUUCACCGAUAAGAUAAGAAUUGAAUCAACAGUAUUUGAGAUAACCUGCUUGAUCAGCAGUCACGUAUUGACAGACUAAUCACUGCGUUGGAUUGUACUGAUGUGACUGUACUCGCCAUCCCUCUGGAUUAUAACCUGUACAGUUUUACAAUUAUGGAGAGAUUUCAUACCUUCUCAGCAAAAUUGACUUCUUGGCACACAAGCCUCAGACGGAAAAUAAAAUUCACCAAUCGCAACUGGAACCUUCCUCUACUGAUUCCGCUGGGAGUUUGUGGAUUUAUACUGUUCAGAGAGUUCUUGGUGUACUUUGUAUGGUCUUUGCUUUGGCCAUCAAUGACUUGUGGAAUCAUCCGGGAGUUACAAUCGGUCCUGUUAGUAGCAAGUCCUCGGAUCCUGGGGGAGGGCACAGAGACAUGGUUUUCCCGCUGGAACGAUGACAGGUACCUGAGGCGGUCGUUUGCCGCCGCUGUCCGCCACGUGAAGCCCGACCUCAUCAUUUUCCUGGGCGAUUUGAUGGACGAAGGCAGCUUAGCCAAUGACGAGGAAUAUCAGAGAUAUUUCGAGAGGUUCAAGGAGAUAUUUCAACUUGACUAUAUUCCAGCUAGUAAGACUGUGUUCCUUCCUGGAGAUAGUGACAUCGGAAGGGAUCUAAUAAUUACAGAUCAGAGGAAGAAGCGCUUCAAACAUCAUUUCAGGUCUCCAACAGUACAGAGUCUAGCAAACAUUCAAAUAAUACAGGUGGACAGGCUACAGCAGUCACUGCCACCGUCAUCAUUGGAUAGCAACUGGACCAGGAUUGUAGUCUCACAAUCGCCUCUUCUGGCUGCGCCGGAUACUUUUACAGCAAAGGUGCUUCAAGGGUUACGUCCCCACGCAAUAGUAUCUGCUCAAGAUUAUACGGACAUGUCACCCGAGGACGAGGCUCUGGUUCAGUUCAGCGGAGAUGUCACCACGGGGGAAGCGGCUGACUGUGGAGACCAUGACCGCCAACUGGUGCAUCUGGGGAUCACCACCACACGGGGCACCCUCUUGGAGAUUCCAGUGGUCUAACCGACAAGUUGUGGAGAUUGUGGUGCCAACAUGUUCUAGCAGGAUUAGAAUAGCAGAGAGAGGAUAUGGAGUUGCAAUCAUUGGUAA